Molecule: messenger RNA, 3387 nt
Organism: Danio rerio (zebrafish)
Lineage: Eukaryota; Metazoa; Chordata; Actinopteri; Cypriniformes; Danionidae
Source: RefSeq, a predicted model, not a curated record
GUACAGUAUACAUUAAGAAUAAACAACAUUAAUAUCAAGAAACAAAACAUUAUAAUGAACAUUAGGAAUACAUAUUCUUUUUUAAUGUACCCCCAAACCGAAUGUCUAACUAUGUGACUCAACAUCUGCUGACAGUAUGCUGAGGAUAUUCCCUGUCUAGUCACCGCGUUUGAGAGGCAAUAUGGCACUCCUAUGAUGCUGCUCGUGUGUGUGUCUGUGUAUGUGUACACGGUCACGGGGAAUCCGUGGGAGCGCAAACUCCGCCUCCGCCAUGAACAUCUCCAGCGGCGGGUGCGUGGGGGGUUUCGGGUUUGCCUCUCGCUCAGAGCUCGGGCUGCGGUGAUGGAUACAGUCAGUCAGCGCUACUAACCACCGGUUCUUGACCGUGUAACAGCACUGCAGUUCACAGGAUUUUCACGAGCGACCGCUGCACUGCAGGCAUUCACCAGGUGAAAAGGUUAACAAUGCACUCACAGACAGAGUCUCAAGGCUCUGCCACGGUUGCCAAAGGAUGAAUGUGUUCGAGUGAAGGAGAGACAGAUGACCUUUGUGUGGAUAUGAAGAUGAACUGAAGCAAUCCUUCAUUCUGACUGCAUUGAUAAAGCAUAAUUAUGGUUGUUUGGUGGCCGGUUGGAUUGGCUGAGUGUCCUUGAGCAUCCUUUGAGCAUUUUUUUUAAAUGGUCAUGGCGAAGAAAACCGAGUCCCUUAAUCUUUCCUUCCUCCUGGAGCAUGAAAGGCAGAUGAUCCUCAAUGUCCUCCAGAAAGACGAAAAGCUCCGCAAACGAGAGGAGAAACGCAUCAGAAAGUUGAAAAAUGAACUUCUGGAGCUGAAGCGAGCCGGGCGGCGUAGUUCGGCAGAUCAGCGUGAGUGUGCCAUAUGCCUGCGGGCACUGGGGCUUAUCCUGCAGAGGGGUAAUGUGUGCUCCAACUGUCAGAGGCGCAUCUGCAACUUCUGUACCGCUACGCCUACAGGCAGCAGCUGCAAAUGCACAGUGUGCGCAAAGACUGCGGAGCUGAAGGUGGUUACAGGAGAGUGGUUUCUGGAGGAGAGAUCCAAGCGGUUUCAAUCUGCCACUGUGCCCAGCUGUGAUGUAGUCAAACAGUCCAUCCUCAGCAGUCCUCCAGAUGGAGGCUCUGCUAACAGACCAUUAGAGAUGGAGAGAUCGUCCACGCCAAAGUCUGAAAGAUCGGUUACGCCUCAAUCCCAGAAAAGCACAGGGAAGAACAGAAAAGGGAAGAGAGCGGUUGCAGUGGAACCAUCAGGUUUACCAACUGUACCCAAUAAUAUGAGAGCACAAAUGGCUAAAACGCCAACCCAGACAGAGGCAAGAAACAGGCCUGAUGGGGCAGAGAGCGUGUCUAGUAUACAGAGCAGUGACAGCGUCCCUGAAAAGAUGGCGGAUGGGCGGAGACAAACAGAUUCCAGCACACCCUCCAUCGCCGUAUCCAGAGCCUCCCUCUCAUCAGAUCGCAGUCGCUCAGAGGUGGACCUUAGUAAUCCUGGUGAGGGAUUGAGUGAAGAUCCUCUGAUCAGCCGGUGUCGCUCAGUUCCUGGACUCAACGAUGGGGACUCGGAUGAGGACAUUGAUGCGGUGUUAUCAGCACACUACAAAACCAACCGGAGCGUCUGCAGUGCACAAUCAAUGUCUUCCACUCCUGCCUCGGAGAGAAAGUGGGGUUUCCUUAAUGUACCAGAUUCAGAUGCUGACACUACCAGCAUCAACAGUCUGAUGAGUGUGUACAGUGAGACGGGGGACUAUGGCAGUGUUCGGGUUUCGGGGGAGAUCCUGCUCAACAUCUCUUACAGCUAUAAAACAGGGGCUCUCAACGUGCUCGUCCGCGAGUGCCGCUGCCUAGCAACCGGAGAUGAGAGGAGACAGCGCACGGAUGCCUAUGUUAAAACCUAUCUGCUGCCAGACAAGUCCCGUCAAAGCAAGCGCAAAACCAGCAUCAAAAGCAACAGCACAAACCCAGUGUUCAAUGAGAACCUGAGGUACGUGGUCAGUCACUCUCAGCUGGAGACGCGGACGCUGCAGGUCUCAGUCUGGCAUCAUGAUCGUUUUGGACACAACAACUUCCUGGGGGAAACAGAGCUCACCUUUGACUCCUGGGAGUUUGACACGCAGAUAGAAGAAUGGUUUGCUCUGCAGCCUAGAAUUGAGUCUGAUUAUGUGGACUCAGUGAUGCACUAUAAAGGUGAACUGACGGUGGUUUUGAAGUACAUUCCUGCAGAGAGAAACGUCUCUCUGCCUCUGGACCAAGUACAAGUGAAAAAGGGAUUUCUUAAAGGAAAGAAGAAGACCAUCACUCUUCCUAAAGGAGGAAUGGUGGAGCUGCUGGUCAAAGAGGCAAAAAACCUGACAGCCGUCAAAGGAGGCUCUUCUGACCCAUUCGUCAAAGGAUAUCUGCUUCCGGAUGACAAGAAGAGCACAAAGCACAAGACGGCGGUGGUGAAGCGCAGUGUAAACCCACGCUGGAAUCACACGUUCACCUACUGCGGCCUGCAGCACAGUGAUCUGGACAGUGUGUGUCUGGAGCUAACCGUAUGGGACAGAGAGCCCUUCGCCAGCAAUGUCUUCCUCGGUGGAGUAAGGCUCGGCGCCGGGACAGGUCUGAGUUAUGGGAAGGAAGUGGACUGGAACGAUGCCUACGGGGAGGAGCAGCGGCUCUGGCAGCGCAUGAUUGACAACCCUGAGGUUCCUCAAGAGUGCACACUGAUGCUGAGAUCCAGCAUGGCCAGGAGGAAGACGGACUGACAGAAGAAAAGAGUAUCCCCGGCAAUACUCAUCAUUCAGCAUCUCAUCGCCUCUAGACACUUUUAAGUGCUCUUUACGUUCUUGAGCAGUACUCGGACAAACCAGAUUCUCAUUUCAACGGUACUCAUGCACUUCAAAUGAUCAAAACACAUCUGUGGAACAUAUUAAGGGCCUCUGAGGUCCUGUUUACACCUGGCAUUGAGAUCCAUCUGUUGGUCAACAAAAGGAGUUUUUCUACACACAGGAUUAUCACAUUUGUUAGUGGACUAGUAAGUGUGUAUUAAGCAUAAAAACAAGAUUACAUUUGUAAUGCAAGCACAAACAUAAAGUUUUAGGCAGCAUUCAUAAUUAUUUAUUUGUAUUAAAAUACAAAAUGAUGAUUCUGUCAUCAUUUAUUUACCCUCUAAAUGGGAUAGUUUACCCCAAAAUGAAAACUACCUCAUCAUUUACUUGACCUCAUGUGCUUUCAGACCUAAUUGAGUUUCUUUCUUUUGUUGGAUGCCAAAGAAGAUGUUUUGAAAAAUGCUUGUUGAGGAAACCCACUGACCUCUGUUGUAAGAAAUAUAUACUAUGGAGGUCAAUAAGUCCAAUCAACCAGGAUUAUUUAAAAAAGCUUCUUUUGUGUUCAACA